AUGGAAAAUGCUUUUAUCAGGGGAUCCGAUAAAACGCAACGUAAACGCCGUACAAGUGGUGGUGGUAGUUUAAGUAGUGAUGGUAGUGGAAGUAGUGGUGGUAUGCAGGGUGGUAGCGGAGGUAUUCAAACGACCCCACCACCUCUCCCUAAAGAAGUAGUAGCAGUUCAAGGUAUUCGUCUAACUGGAGGGUCGACACCUAAUCAUGGUUAUGUAGAAGUUAAACUCAAGGGUCGUUGGGGCAAGAUUUGUGCUAGAUACUGGACCGUUAGAGAAUCAAGAAUAGCAUGURAUAUGCUCGGCAUGACUGGUAAACCAAGUCCAUGGUCUCCACCAUUGAUAGCAAACCUGUCAACCAUUCUGACUCUAACGAAGUGCCACGGCAAUGAAGCUUCGCUUGCAGACUGUCAACUCGAAGAUCCACAACGAGAAUACUGUCAUACGUUUUUAAUUAGGGGUGUUUCAUGUGGGAAUCCUACAGUUCGCGUUGCUUUCGUGAAAACCAUUGGCAAUGAAUUGCAAGAUCAAAACCAUCAUGUUUUAUCCACAUCUGCCCAACCUAUUACGACAAGUAAACAAACAUCAACAAAGGUCCAUAAUCAGACGAGUCUCCACAAAACCAUCUCACCAAAACAUUGGAAUCUAACAACAACUAAGGUUGAAAAUCAGACGAAUCUCUACACAACCGUCUCAACUCCACCUUUGAAUCUAACAACAACUAAGGUUGAAAAUCAGACGAGUCUCUACACAGCCGUCUCAACUCCACCUUCGAAUCUAACAACAAAUAAGAAUCAAUAUCAGACGAAUCUUUUUCAAAAGAUUGCAUAUUCUCUGCAACCAAAUCCGCGAAUCUCAAAGAAUCACCCUCGUUAUGAUUCCCGAGUUCAUAACCACGCAGAUAGAAAGUUAACAUCGACAAACGCUAAGGAAUCAAGUCCCUGGAUACAACGACGUUUAAAAAGAAGCGUCUACAUUUAUACUGUGACAUUAAAUCGUAGCUGCCAUGCCAACAACGACAGUCAACGUUACAUAAAACCGAUUGUAAUCGUGUACGACUCGAAUUCUGGGCGCAGCAUCGAGUGUACUGUUACCAUGGAUACAAUAAACGAGCAAAUAGCGACGUGUGGCGUUGAAUUCAAAACGAAUACUAUUAAAAUUUGUUCAUCAGAUAAGAGUGUAAUUUUGGAGUUGUGCAGUGAACCAGAUGUAUCGGCUUUCGACAACUUCACUAACAUACGAGGAGUUUUGUUUGAAUUAUGGAACAAGUAUAUGUUGUCUAAAACAACCCCGUUUUUAAWGAAUAAUGAGGUGUUUCGUGGUAAUCCCAAUAUAUCCAGUGUUUUGYCAACCUUUGCUAUUCCUGGAUUUUCGGGUGUCUUAAACUACAGUCUACGAGGAAAAGGUUAUAUUAUGGUCAAUACCUCAGGACUUUACUUCAUCUCAGCUUCAUGUGGCGAUGAAUGUGAAAUAUGGUUAGGAAAAGCCGAAGAACCAGGACUGAAAGAUGAGAUGGAGAGAUACGAUGAGGAGUUGUUGAUUAAAAUCGAAUCACCUACGUAUCCCAUCAGAUACAAAUUGAGCAAAAGCCAAUACAAACAUCGAAACUUCAGCAAAUGUCAUUUAUAUCACAUGGAAGUUUACAUGCGACAGAGGGUCAACCAGGAUUAUCUCACUGUAGUCACAAGGUUACCCGGCCAAAACAAUAUCCAGCUUUUCCCCCAGGAGUACCUGUACUGGAUGAGACCAGGCAAGUGCUGGUUUUUAUGA
This is a messenger RNA of Actinia tenebrosa (Australian red waratah sea anemone), 1767 nucleotides long. Its product is annotated as CD5 antigen-like. The record is from RefSeq and is a predicted model, not a curated record. Lineage: Eukaryota; Metazoa; Cnidaria; Anthozoa; Actiniaria; Actiniidae. Gene Ontology annotation, cellular component: membrane.